CCCGGGUAGAGGGAUGGCGCGUGUCGCCUCUGGGGUGCGUCGCAGACACCUCUGGGACGCCAGCUUGAAAGCCGCCCCCGGCCUGGGAUUUGAUUCCACUUUAUCAACUCCCAACCCCCACCCAUCUCAACCGCAACUCCAACUCCGUGAGAAAGCCCCGACUUUGCGGAGCCCCAGGUGCAGUGGAGCUCAGCAAACUCGAGACACUUUUUUCCCUCCCUCUCCUCCACCCCAAUCCAAGUUUAGGUUCUGACUGAGCCAAGAGUGGGUGCUAAAAGCAGCGGGCAUCAGGUGUCUAGGGCGGGCCUCCAGGUCUCUGGGGACUCUCGGGUUGAAGUCUUGCUCUGGGCAGAGGCUCCAGGGCGUUUUCCCAGAGCCGGUGGCUCUGCACCGCUGGAAAAACCACGCUUCGUCGCAGCAUGGCCACCAGCCUUAGCGCAGACAGCCCGCAGCCGCUGAGUCCGCUGUCUACCCAGCAGACCACACUUCUGCUACUCCUUUUGGUCCUGGCCGCCGUGCACUUGGGACAGUGGCUGCUGCGACAGUGGCGGCAGAAACCGUGGUCCUCACCCCCGGGUCCUUUCCCGUGGCCACUGAUCGGAAAUGCGGCGUCUGUGGGCCGGGCGUCACACCUGUACUUUGCUCGCCUUGCGAGGCGCUAUGGGGACGUUUUCCAGAUCCGCCUGGGCAGCUGUCCCGUCGUGGUGCUGAAUGGCGAGAGUGCCAUCCACCAAGCCCUGGUGCAACAGGGCAGCGUCUUCGCGGACCGGCCGCCCUUUCCCUCUUUCCACGUGGUGUCUGGUGGCCGCAGCCUGGCGUUUGGCCACUACUCGGAGCGCUGGAAGGCGCAGCGACGCGCGGCCUAUGGCACGAUGCGCGCCUUCUCCACGCGCCACCCGCGCAGCCGCCGCCUCCUGGAGGGCCACGCGCUGUGCGAGGCGCGAGAGCUGGUGGCGGUCCUGGUGCGACGCUGCUCGGGCGGCGCCGUCCUGGAUCCGACGCAGCCGAUCAUCGUGGCGGUGGCCAAUGUCAUGAGCGCCGUGUGCUUCGGCUGCCGGUACAACCACGACGAUGCCGAGUUCCUAGAGCUGCUCAGCCACAACGAAGAGUUCGGGCGCACGGUGGGCGCAGGCAGCCUGGUGGACGUGCUGCCCUGGCUGCAGCUCUUCCCUAACCCGGUGCGCACCGCCUUCCGCGAGUUCGAGCAGGUCAACCGCAGCUUCACCAACUUCGUCCUGGACAAGUUUUUCAAGCACCGCGAAAGCCUGGUGCCCGGGGCUGCUCCCCGAGACAUGAUGGACGCCUUCAUCCUCUCUGCGGAAAAGAAGGCGGUCGGGGGCCCUGGCGAUGGUCCCUUCGGGCUGGAUUUGGAGAACGUGCCGGGCACUAUUACGGACAUCUUCGGAGCCAGCCAGGACACCCUCUCCACCGCGCUGCUGUGGCUGCUCAUCCUCUUUACCAGAUACCCUGAUGUGCAGGCUCGGGUGCAGGCUGAGUUGGACCAGGUUGUGGGGAGGGACCGUCUACCCUGCAUGGAUGACCAGCCCAACCUGCCAUACGUCAUGGCUUUCCUUUAUGAAUCGAUGCGAUUUUCCAGCUUUCUGCCUGUUACCAUUCCUCACGCCACCACGGCCAACACCGUUGUCCUAGGCUACCACAUCCCCAAGAACACGGUGGUUUUUGUCAACCAAUGGUCUGUGAACCACGACCCAGCCAAGUGGCCUAACCCAGAGGACUUUGAGCCAGCCCGAUUCCUGGACAAAGACGGCUUCAUCAACAAGGAACUAGCCAGCAGUGUGAUGAUUUUUUCCGUGGGCAAACGGCGGUGCAUCGGGGAAGAGCUCUCUAAGAUGCUCCUGUUCCUUUUUAUCUCCAUCCUCGCUCAUCAGUGCGAUUUCAAGGCUAACCCAAACGAGCCCUCAAACAUGAGUUUCAGUUACGGCCUGACCAUUAAGCCCAAGUCGUUUAAAAUCCACGUGUCUCUCAGAGAGUCCAUGGAGCUCCUUGAUAGUGCUGUUCAAAAGCUGCAAACUGAGGAGGCUGGUCAGUGAGAAGCCAGAGGUAGCUGAAAUGUUACAACACCCGCCUCAUUAAUUGGGGGAGGAAAACACAGGUUUUUUUGUUUGUUUUUUCCAGUUCCACUUUGGCCAUGACGUCUCUGAAGUGAGCAGAAACCAAGUGGCCUGAAGGUGAGGCAUGUUUACCAUGGCUCCUCCGGGGCCCAUGCCACCAUUACUGGCUGUAAUUUUGAAUCAGAGUAAAAGGGCCCAAGGAAUUUGGAUCCUGUCAGCAAAACCUUUCUAAG
Messenger RNA from Peromyscus eremicus (cactus mouse), 2305 nucleotides. Its product is annotated as cytochrome P450 1B1. NCBI's taxonomy places the organism in Eukaryota, Metazoa, Chordata, Mammalia, Rodentia, Cricetidae. The transcript is spliced from 3 exons. Gene Ontology annotation, molecular function: monooxygenase activity; heme binding; oxidoreductase activity, acting on paired donors, with incorporation or reduction of molecular oxygen. The record is from RefSeq and is a predicted model, not a curated record. Bases 420 to 2051 code for a protein of 543 amino acids.